Pistacia vera is the source of this 1005-nucleotide messenger RNA. RefSeq names its product probable carboxylesterase 18. The record is from RefSeq and is a predicted model, not a curated record. Gene Ontology annotation, biological process: pollen tube growth. Lineage: Eukaryota; Viridiplantae; Streptophyta; Magnoliopsida; Sapindales; Anacardiaceae. The transcript has a single exon. Gene Ontology annotation, molecular function: carboxylic ester hydrolase activity. Bases 1 to 1005 code for a protein of 334 amino acids.
AUGUCUCAAAACCUUAAAAGUUCCCCAAGCCUCCCAUGGAAGCCCUGGUUCUUGAUGAACUUCCUCGCCUAUAUUGUCGACGCCAGUCGCCGCCCUAACAUUACCGUCAACCGCCGUCUCUUCAACCUCUUUGACUUGAAAUCUCCACCAUCAAAAAACCCCAUUAACGCCGUUGCAACCUUAGAUAUCGUAGUUGACACUUCUCGUGACCUCUGGUUUCGCCUCUAUACACCUGAAAAAGGAGGUGGAGAUGACGUUAGCAUGCCUGUCAUUUUUUACUUGCAUGGCGGAGGAUUUUGUUACUUGCAAGCCAAUUCAUUUAGCUUUGAUAGGUUUUGUAGAAGGCUAGCCAAGGAGCUUCAUGCCGUAAUAGUUUCUAUCAACUAUCGUCUCGCCCCAGAGCACAGGUAUCCAAGUCAAUGUGAAGAUGGUAUUGAUGUGCUCAAGUUUGUUGACACCACAAACAUUGAAAGAUUCCCUUCUUGUGCUAAUCUCAAGCAUUGUUACAUUGUUGGAGACAAUGCGGGUGGCAACUUGGCGCAUCAAGUAGCACUUAGAGCCACUCAGAACAAUUUUUUGAAGCUGGAGAUCAUUGGACUUAUAGCGAUUCAACCGCUUUUUGGUGGUGAAGAAAGGACAGAAUCAGAAAUUAGGCUUCACAAAUCUACAUUAUUGCCGAUGGAGCGGACUGAUUGGAUGUGGAAGGCUUUACUGCCAAAAGGUUCAAAUAAAGACCAUCCGGCAGUGAACAUUUUCGGGCCGAAUGCGGUUGAUAUUUCGGACGUGAAGUUUCCCGCGACGAUUGUAUUUGUUGGAGGGUUAGAUACAUUGCAAGAUUGGCAAAAGAGGUACUAUGAAGGAUUGAAGAAAAGUGGAAAAGAAGCUUAUUUAAUAGAGUACCCUAAUGCUGUUCACUCUUUCUAUAGUCACCCUGAGAUUCCUGAGUCAUUUAUGCUGAUUGAGGAGUGCAAGGAUUUUAUAAGAAUUCAAUCUGCUAAAAGUUAA